AUGGCGGAAAUCAAAUCAUCUUCAGAAACUUACUCGCGACUGUCAACGUCGAUGCAGGAAGCUUAUGCCAAGGUCCUAGUAGAUCGAAUUAAGUUUUCUGAUGAUAGCAGUAGUGUGUUAGAAAUUGGAUGUGGAACUGGGGCAACUGCAGCAUAUUUGGCCCGAGAUGUGGUCAGGAACGGAACUGUAACUGGCUGCGAUCCUCAAGAGAACAGAAUCCGCGUAGCCGCUGAGAAGUAUUCUGGCAUAGAAGGACUGGAGUUUAUAAAAAGCACUGGAGUUGAAGCUUUGAAGGGUAAAGAACAGGCCUACGAUGUUAUAUACAGCAAUUCUGUACUGCACUGGAUGUCUGAUGAGGAAUUUGAGGAGACAAUGAGGCUAAGCUUUGUUGCAAUGAAAUCUGGGGGAUUUGCAGCCCAUAAUGUUGUUGAAGCGAUCCCCGAAAAUGUGGUCAAAGUGAUUGCGAAUUCGAAUCCCGAAGAUUUAAAAAGCCUUUAUGAAAUGAUAAAGCCAAUCAGCCUUGGAAGGCUUGUGGAUGUAUCAGCAAAAGUGGGCUUCAAGGUUGUAGACUCAGGUCGGAUACCAACAGUGACAAAAUUUGAUGAUUUGAAAGAGUAUCUACGUUUACAGGAUGCAACGCUGUACGGUAAAUAUGGUAUUGAAGAAGGUUACAUGAUAAACAGUCACAAGAUUGAUUUGGCAAAGGAUGAAGAUGGCAAAAUAAUUCAUGUUAGUCCUUUAGUGUUUAUUGUUUUACAGAAAUUGUGA
Messenger RNA from Rhopilema esculentum, 768 nucleotides. RefSeq lists its product as uncharacterized. Lineage: Eukaryota; Metazoa; Cnidaria; Scyphozoa; Rhizostomeae; Rhizostomatidae. The record is from RefSeq and is a predicted model, not a curated record.